Molecule: messenger RNA, 4628 nt
Organism: Misgurnus anguillicaudatus (oriental weatherfish)
Lineage: Eukaryota; Metazoa; Chordata; Actinopteri; Cypriniformes; Cobitidae
Gene: shrprbck1r
Product: sharpin and rbck1 related
Biological process (GO): proteasome-mediated ubiquitin-dependent protein catabolic process; positive regulation of canonical NF-kappaB signal transduction; protein linear polyubiquitination
Cellular component (GO): LUBAC complex
Molecular function (GO): ubiquitin binding; ubiquitin-protein transferase activity
Source: RefSeq, a predicted model, not a curated record
AACAGGAGGCGUGACGUUUCUCGUAGUCUUUGCUGUUUCUUCCUGCUCUGACGCUGGACUGUGGUCUUUAUGAAACUAAAACAACGACGAUGACAAGGCCGCUACUUCUGUACAAGUGCUCGCAUAGGGGAGUUGUAGAAAAUCUUAAAAACACAUAUUAGAGCAGAUAACCGCGUUGGUAGUGAGGUGUCAAAACGAUACAUCCCCGCCUGAAGUAGUCAGCCGCGGCAUGUCGCUGAGCUCAGGCGGGUGGACUCACACACCUCCGCCACCGGCCCAGCCUCAUCUCGGCCAUGAGGCCUCGCAGUCGGGUUGCAACACUGUUUUGAUGUCGGUAAAGGUGUCAGUAUGUCACUCUGGCAUACGACCACUUUGUCUCCCGGGCGCUGGAAACGAAUCUCUCCGUCUUCAGCUGAGCAUGGACCCGGGGAAGGCAGGGGAAUUCCGCCUCGCGUUACGGGACAUCAGCGGAUCAGCUGCUGGACGUAGUGUGUCCAUUGCUGAGUUUGACCUCAAGACUGUUCGCUAUGAAGUCAAGUCACCACAGUGCCAUGAACUGAGUUUGGCUGCACCUCCACACGAUAAGAUUACAUUCAACUUCCGCUGUGAACAGGAAGCACAAGAAUGGGCCACUGUGGUAAUGUCAUCACUCCGCGAAGCUCAUAGAGUGGCGAUUAGCGCCCCUCCUGAGGAUGGACAAGUGCUUCCUCAGCCUCUGGAUUCAAAGAGCACUGCACCCGUGCGACGUACAGAGGAGAUAUGUGCAGAGCUGGUUAGUGCUAUAGAGGCGGGUGAUGUUCGGGCAGCAUCCGUUUAUGCAUCGUCCUUGGCUAAACAAAAAGCUGCUUUGUGCAUUAAACCCUCUAAACAAAAUUACACAGACAUAGAAAUUGGCCUGGCUGUAGUUGUGGAGGACGCUUCCUCUUCCUGUUGUGUCACAGUGAAAGUCUUCCCUCACUCCACCAUUGGUGCUCUCAAACAGCAAGUCUUCACAGAUUAUGGUUUUCAUCCACGUGUGCAACGUUGGGUCAUCGGUCAGGCCUUGUGCUCUGAUCAUCGAACCCUGGCAUCUUAUGGAGUUCAGCGAGAUGGUGAAACUGCGUUCCUUUAUUUGAUUUCUGCCAGUCAGGCUCGUCUCAGUCGAGGAAUAUACCAACAAGAUCAAGAGACUGCUUUACUCAUGCCAACAUCUAACCAGGGCUACCAUGAACCUCCUACCAAUGGGCCAACAGCUCUGAAUGCAGCAUCAAGGCCAUACAGCACCCUGCCCACAAGACUGCACAACAGCCAUAAUAGCAACCAUGCUGGUGGGACAGAGAGGUUGGGUUUGGGUGAAAUCCGUGACCUGAUCAACCUUGAGAUGCCACAGCUGAAAGAAGCAAUGGGGCCCAACCGAACAAAUACACAGUUGGGAUGGGCCUGCCCGAGCUGUACAUACAUUAAUAAACCAACACGACCAGGCUGUGAAAUGUGUAGCGCAGACAGACCUGAAAGCUACACUGUUCCCGGUAACUACAGACCAGAUGCUCUGGAGCUACGACGAAUUCAGCAAGAAAAAGAAGCAAUCAGACAGUACCAACAGGCCAGAGAAGCAGAGCGAAGAGAGAACUUUGCCCGUCUGGUACAAAUUGAUGGACAGGAUCUGGUUCCUAACCCAGAGAGAGUGGAGUGCAGGAUCUGCUAUGUGGAGCUUGAAUCUGGAGAAGGAGUCCUGCUCCGAGAAUGUCUUCACUGUUUCUGCAAAGAGUGUCUGCGCUCUGUGAUUCUGAUGUCUGAGGAUCCUCAGGUGGCUUGCCCAUACAGAGACGAUGCUUAUGCUUGUGACUGCAUCCUGCAAGAGAGAGAAAUCAGAGCUCUGGUAUCAGUAGAAGAUUAUGAGCGCUGGCUCCAGAGAGGUCUGUCUGUGGCAGAGUCUCGAUGUGAGGGAAGUUAUCACUGUGCAACUGCUGACUGUCCGGGCUGGUGUGUUUAUGAAGAUACUGUCAACUCUUUCCAUUGCCCAGUCUGCAAAAAGCACAACUGCCUGCUCUGCAAGGCCAUUCAUGAAGGAAUGAACUGUAAGCAGUAUCAGGACGACAUAGCAGCCCGUGCCAUCAAUGACUCUGCAGCUCGAAGAACCAGAGACUUGCUAAAGACUCUUGUUAACUCUGGAGAGGCGAUGCAUUGUCCCCAAUGUGGCAUCAUUGUGCAGAAGAAGGAGGGCUGUGAUUGGCUCCGAUGUACUGUCUGCCACACUGAGAUCUGCUGGGUCACCAGAGGGCCACGCUGGGGACCUAAAGGUCCUGGAGACACAAGUGGAGGCUGCCGCUGUAAUGUUAACAAACAGAGAUGCCACCCAAAAUGCCAGAAUUGUCAUUAAGCGAGGGAGAGAGAGAGAGACAGGAAGAAGAACAAAGGGCAAGAAUACAGAACGAAAGACAGGCAAAAGGAGGUGAGAGAAACAGAUAUCCUGGGAUACUUUAUGACACCAUGAAAACUGUUGACAUAAGACAUAAUAGAGUCAUAUAACUACUAGUUUCCACCAGAAUCUUCAGUUUCUGACACUCUUAAGUAAGUUAAGAGCACAGCUUCAAUGUAUUCUAGGAUUUCUGAGCAGCAAUGUGUAGUUCUGUAGUAUAACAAAUGUAGGAGUGGUGCUAUUUAUGUCAUUAGGUAAUUAAACAAAUGUAGGCACCAAGGGGGCAUCCAGAUUAAAACUAACAUGGACCCCUUCUAUUGGACAACUACGGUACUUUAGUCCAGUCCUCAUGCUAAUGUGUAGCUUUCUACUGCAAUUAUUUUAAUGGUCACAGAAAUGCUUUAAAUUCUUCUGAACUUUAUGUUAAUCAAAUAUUACUUCAUGAGCAGCUGAAUCUUUAAAAAUAGUUUAUUUAGGAUCAGCUGACAAGCGUUACGUUUGAGUUUGUGGUUGCCAAGCAUCAAUGUGUUUAUACAGCUACUACAAAAUGAAAAGCAUUCAUUGUAAGUGUUGCAACUUUAUUUUAAAGAAUUGUUCAACCCCCUUUAUAAUUUACUCACCCUCAUGCUAUCACAUAUUUGUAUGACUGACUUUCUUCAGCUAAGUAUCUCAUUAAUAGCUGUUAGGACUUUUCGUCAUGAGGGUAAGGAAAUUAUGAGAACUGUCAUUUUUGGGUGAACUGUUCCUUUAAGGUAAGAUCUGAUGUCAAUUUUCUAAAGAAUCAAUCUUUUGAACGGGUCCUCGCUGGGGGUUUUUCCGAACCAAAAGCGACAUUGUUACAAACAGUAUUAUUUAAAGGCGGAGUGCACAAUAUCUGAAAAACUCUUUGGAAAAGAGAGUCAGGCUGACUACCAAAACACACUUGUAGCCAAUCAGCAGUAAGGGGGGUGUCUACUAACUGACAUCAUUGCCUGGGUUGCAUAUGUGUGGGGCGGGUCUAUCAACAGAAGGUCCAGAUUCUAUUGGGGUAGGGGCGUGUUUGUUUAGGUUUUUUCAAAUGUCAACAUUGGCUUUCAGAGAUCAUGCCUUCAAUAAAAAAUGUGUUUUAUUACAAAAUUGAGCAUAAAACCUCACGUGAAAUUUUAAAUAGGGCUGAUUCUGAAACCUUUUUUUGUGAACCGAUUCAUUGAACUGAAAUUCGCCAAAACCAGAAUGAUCCCAGCAUGACACAAAAUAAAGCCAAAGGUAAUCUGAGGCUGCAUAUGAUAGUUUAAAGCAAGGGAGAGUCUUAAUGCACUUAGACAAAUACUCAUGUAUUAGACUUGUCUUACUGUUAAAAGCUAUAUAACACUGUUACUGUAAAAGUGCCUUUUCUUGACUUCUGUGAUUUUACCACUAACAUUAGCAUUAGUGGAGUGUUAUUAUGUUUUUAUUCAUAUAUGUUGCUGUUGUUUUAGAUGCAUGUGAUCCUGAAUAACUUACUGUACUGUCCAGUGCUUCCCUCAACCUUUCUUAAGAACCACAUUUUGCACUUUUGUUCAGUAUGACUAACACAUGUCAGUACAUUAGUGCUUUAAAAUUGUAUUAAUUUGUUGUAUGUGUUGAUUUGCAGCCUAGACAUUUUUGUAUUGUUGAUUAAUGUUACAUUUGUAAUGCUAUAAUUUAAUGGUCAGGGGCCUGAGGGUUGUGUGUUCGUUCUGGAAGACUGUUAUAAACCAAAAGAUUAUUUUCACAGGCUUUAAAUCUAUGCACUGUUUUAAAUAUCAUCACCCAAAGAAUUGACUUAUGCCAUUGAAAAGAAAAUAUUUGAAGAAUGGUAUUUUUGCUAUGUUACACAGAAGACAUUAUUUGUGUAAAGGUGUGUAAUUUUACCUUUGUAUUUUUGGGAUUAUAGAGUUUUUUGUGUGUAUGUUGUUACUGAGAAUGCAGUGAGAUAUCAGGUGUUAAUUGCACAGGUCACAAGUUUAGACUGAUAUUACCUUCACAAUUAUUUAAAUACAUGCACUAUAAAGCUCACGAAGUAGAGAGUAGGCUACCUGCGUUUUCAUUUAAAAGGGAAAUGAAUACAAAAUGUAAAGGUCCCUGCGCCUGCAGAAAUCUUACUAGAAUAAUCUGACCUCAGGGUUACAAGUCUUAAGUGUGCCUUUCAGAUUUCACUAUAGAGUACAGUUUGUUUAAAUAUUUAAAACAGCUAAAAUAUUCUGUGUAUUAAAGAUCUGUACUAAUUUUA